AUAGGCGCAUCGGUCAGAGUCGGAUCGGCUAGGAUGGCGGGAGGGUUGUUGCCGGCGUGCGUCCAAACUGAACUUUAGUUUGAUGCCAGAAAUACUUCACCUACAUUUGAACCCCUGUCUUACCACAAGUACAUGUCACAAAAAUGACUAUAAUAGUGUUUUUAGUGGAUACAAGUGCUUCUAUGAACCAACGAACUUACCUGGGCGCCAAGCUAACCGUUUUGGAUGUCGCAAAAGACGCCGUGGAGAGGUUCAUCAAGAUCAGGCAACGAGACUCAGCCAGCCGGGGAGACAGAUACAUGUUGCUUACGUUCGAAGACCCCCCAGCAAAUAUUAAGGCUGGUUGGAAGGAGAACCAUGCCACCUUCAUGACUGAGCUGAAGAACUUGCAGGCGUCCGGUUUGACAACAAUGGGCUCUGCCUUGAAGAACGCCUUUGACCUUCUCAACAUGAACCGCAUGCAGACGGGAAUUGAUACGUACGGACAGGGACGCUGUCCGUUCUACCUGGAGCCUUCCAUCAUCGUUGUCCUGACAGAUGGCCAGAGGCUUUCAUCCCCUGCUGGCAUACAUGAGGAGCUCAUGUUGCCUAUGCACUCCUCAGUGUCUGGAUCUGAAUUGACGAAGGAGCCUUUUCGCUGGGACCAGAGGAUCUUUGCCCUGGUUCUGCGGCUUGCCGGUACUCAGCCGCCACCGGUUACCGUGGGGGACUCUGCGCUAGCACCACCUGACAUAUCGCCCGUCGAUGUCAUGUGCGAGGUCACUGGAGGGCGUUCAUUCUGCGUCACCUCUCAUCGAAUUCUCAUGCAAUGUCUGGAAGCUCUGGUACAGAAAGUACAGGGAGGCGUAGUCAUCAACUUUGAGAAAAUUGGAGCUGACCCGCCUCCUAUUGAAGGGGAGGAGGGAGCAACAACUCCGGCACCAGCACCGACCCCCGACGGCCAGCCUCCACCGUGGCACAGCGUUCGGAAGCUUAUCUACGUGCAGAGGUCUGCUCAAAAGGGCUACUCUGUGGGGCAUUGGCCCAUCCCGGAGGCAUUUUGGCCGGACACCAACUCUCCAUCGCUGCCCCCACGCAGUGCUCAUCCAAACGUAAAGUUCACCUGCACGCAAAGCGAGCCCAUGGUUAUCGACAACCUCCCAUUCGACAAGUACGAACUGGAAUCUUCUCCCCUCACCCAGUUCAUCCUCUCUCGCAAACAACCCACGGUGGCCUGGCAGGUGUUUGUCACGGGAAGCCACAAGAGCUGCGACCAGGGCCAUGCCUUUGGAUACCUCAAGGCCAGCACCACCCUGGCAUGUGUCAACCUCUUUGUUCUCCCUUACAACUAUCCCGUCUUAUUACCCCUGUUGGACGACCUGUUCAAAGUGUAUAGGUGCAAGCCGCCUCGGGACUGGAAGCAUCAGUUUGACGCUUACCUCAAAAACAUGCCCCUCUACUAUGCGGGGCCCCUGAAGAGGGCGCUGCAGCGCAUGGGUGCGCCCAACCUAGUGCCCGAAACGAUGGAGAACUGUCUUAGCUACAGCGUCUUGAACUAUUUGAAGCGUCUGAAGAACCAGGCCAAGGCGGAGUUUGAGAAGUUGGUCGCGGCAGUGGGGGCGGCUCGGGCGGGGUCGACCGGCGGAUCGGACGGCCUGCGUGCCGGGCCGGGAGUGCCGCGUCCCACGUCGGGAGACGUGCCCAAGUUGUCGGAAAUGCCGUUGAGUUGGAAUCCUGCCCUCAGGGAGAGGCUGGCGGGUCUGAGGGCGGACCUGUCAGACUUUGUGGGAUUUGUGGUGGCGAGAGAAGCGAGGCCUCCCCCUGAUGCGCCCAGGAAUCCUUUUGAUGUCGCAAGGGGAGCGCUGUUGGAUCAGGUGUCGAGAUUGAGGGCGUUGUUCUUGCACGGUGGAGGAUCUGGGCCACGAUGCGCGGAUCACGAACUUCACAGCUUGCCCGUAAGCCAGAUGGGGAAUUAUCAAGAGUACCUGAAGCGAAUGCCGACGCCUCUUCGAGAGAUAGAAUCAACGCCUGUGAGGCAACACAUGUUUGGCAACCCCUUCAAGAUCGAGAAGCGCAUGAUGGUGGACGAAGCGGAUAUCGACCUAGUUGGGGGAGCCGCCUCUGCAGGUGGAGGGCAAGUGCGGGGACUGAAGCGACCAGCUCCAGCCGAAGUGGGUCUUCUGGGACCUCGUCAGGCCAAGCGAAAGCCCGGUCCCUUGCCCAGGGAUUUUCCCCUCAGGCGAAGUCCCUCGCCAGCUGUUGCAGCCCUCGACCAAAGUCCAGGGGGACAGGAACUCAAGAGACCAACGCCUGUGCUUGGAAGCGUGGUUAGCGGAGAAAUGGGUGUGUUGGAAGAGGCUCCUUGCUGGGGAGACAGCAAUAACGUUCCCUGGGAUGACGGGGUGGCCUCAAUGCCCAUCCACAACGGCAUCUCUCCACCAGAUACACCAGCGGUGCCAGUCGAGAAUGGACGUCUUCGGGCUCUACUUCUCAAGCUGGUCAGGCGGCCUGGGCAAAAUUUUGAGCAACUGUUUGAGCUACUGGGGCUCGUGCGAGGUGGCACAGAAGCCCGCGUAGGUCUGGCUCGCCAGGUACGACUGGAGGCUGGGCGCUUCAAACGCAGACGGCUGGUACGCCUAUUGGAGGACUGGGAACAGAGCCUUCUGGAAGCAACAGCGGCUGCAUUUCCUGCCGCAUGCUGACCUAAAUAGUUGUUGCUCAGGAAUCGCAUCCUUCGGAAACAACGGCCAAGAAGCAGACAAAUUGUGGCAGGUGGUUGCUAAGUGCUUUAUUAAAAAAAAAAAAGUUCUCCCAACACCGGCCAGAGCAUCAUGAAGUGUGUCAUCACUGGCCGUGGGAGACCUCACAAGGACUUUGCCAUCAUCAUCCAGCAGACAUGGAACAGUGUGCAGUGCAUUCAUUUGCAGAGCACGCAGAGACAAUGGUGGGGGGCCGUUCAGAGCAGCAUUGAGAGCCAGGCGAGAAUCAGUACGCUUCCGCCGUAGGGGGCGACGUUCUUGACUGCAGGGUAACCAGUGAGCCCGUACGCGUAGCACGAGCCACAAAACAGUGCCAUUCCAGUUGUCAGAAGAGCUCCAACCUGUUCCCCAAGAGAGUGGUAGUUAGCAGACGGCAUCGUGUGUGUGUACAAAAUGUCCCCCCCCCCCCCCUUUAUGGAGUUUACUCAGUGUGGCAAAAAAUUUGACUAUUGUGCAAUGCUGCUUUCUAUUUUUGUGUUAACUGUAUUAUUAUUAUUGACUAUAGACUGUAGUCUAUUUAUGUUUUAAGGGCAACAACUACCUUUAAUUCAUUAUCAUAUAACAUUACAUCACCAAAUGUACAAAUAUCAAGUUUCUUCCAGAGAGCUACCCUCAGGAUACCAGUCACGUUGUUAGAUGACCUGAAGAAAGAAUGGAUUUGAAGAUAGCUUUUCCAGUUUAUAUUGAUUACAGCCUCAGACAACAUUACAAGCUUUUGUCUUAUAGCGAUAACGGCGGCUGCUUACAGAAGCAAAUUCAGCUUAUUGUAGCACAGUGCCGAGUGUCCUGUAAUUCAGAUCAUUACAGUGUGUGUGAUACAAAUAAUUCUCAUUAAGAAUACUUACAACUUUGGGCCUUCUCGUUAGAGGAACGCAAAGUAACGCUAGUGUAUGAAGCAAAUGGUAGUGGUUGGCUAUGUCAUAAGCUUCCUUUCGCUCUUCCGGUAUGUCAUCCCUCUUAAAUAGCACUGAAAUUUUCGAGAAGUUGGUUCAUCCUCAGUGUCAUGUUUACACACAACAUAUCGUCUGCUACCACCACCUACCGUGCGCUCCAUAGGCUCCCAGUGCAACUGCUGCGGCACCCGAAAACCCAGCUAUCCGCACGAACGCCCCUCCGCAUCGCACCAACCUUUUCACCACAGGCUCGGGAAGAGCGCCCGGGACCGGUGCAGACGCUGCCGUGUGCUUGCCGUUGCUGCCACGAAAAGUCCCAACAAUACCUUUCGUAAUAAAAUUGUCUGUCACUGCA
Ornithodoros turicata is the source of this 3986-nucleotide messenger RNA. RefSeq names its product integrator complex subunit 6-like (gene IntS6). Gene Ontology annotation, cellular component: integrator complex. Gene Ontology annotation, biological process: snRNA 3'-end processing. The record is from RefSeq and is a predicted model, not a curated record. NCBI's taxonomy places the organism in Eukaryota, Metazoa, Arthropoda, Arachnida, Ixodida, Argasidae. Bases 144 to 2681 code for a protein of 845 amino acids. The transcript has 12 exons.